CGUCCCCUUUCUUCUUCUUCUUCUCUUUGCUUCUUCGUUCUCACUCUCAUCCAUAUCUCGCUCUCAACACGGCCAAGCAGUGUGUGAGGUACUCUGAUUGGCAGUAGACUCCAAUACUGGCCCGUAGAAUCGUCUUACAGCCCACGUUCUCUCUCAUCAUCUUGAGACUCGGGACACCCGCAUUCCCUCCAUCUGAUCUAUCUUUAAACCUCCCGACAAGCGACUUGUUAGAUCUCGCAAUCAUCCUCGCAUAACCAUGUCCAACGCCGGUGGAUAUAUCAAAAGCGGUAUCAAGCUCUUUGAUGCUUUGAACGAAGGCAAACCUCAUUCGUCCAUCACGGACUGGGUCGAAGUCUUGACGUCGGACAGGUACGAGGAAUUGUCAUUGGAUGGUGUGCCGGAAUUGGUAGAAAGCAUCAAUAUUCAAGGUGCAUCGGGUACGACGGAAGGAGCACGAGCCAUUCGAAAGAAGCUCAAGUACGGCAAUGUCCAUCGACAACUCCGAGCUCUCGUUAUCCUGAGAGCUCUGACUGAGAAUGCUGGAAAGGGAUUCAAAUUGAAUUGGGCGAAUCCCGAAAUCGUUACUAGAUUGAAGGACAUGGCACAGGAUGCCUUGCUCGAUCCCAACGUCAAGAAGAGGCUCUUCCUCGUAUUUCACGCCUGGGCUAUUCAGUACAAGGAUGAGCCCCGAAUGCAGCAUGUAGCCAGGCUCUAUAGCCAGUAUGGCGGUGGGGGACCCACGGUCCGCAAACCCACGGCUGUACACUCAAGUGCUACCACCGCAUCCCCUCGAGCCUCCAUCGACGCUGGACGACCAAGCAGGGGCCCAGAGGGUGGAUUCAACGACUAUGACUCCCUCUUCAGUCACGAUUGGGCACCUGCUCCCGGCAAGCGAGGACCAGACACAUACGCCGACUUGGCCGCAGCCAAGGCCGAUGCAGAAGAGCGAAAGCGCCAACGAGAAGCGAGAAUUGCACUGGAACAUCGAGAGGCUGAACUCGAGCGGCGAGAGCGAGAAAUCAGACGAAAGUCGGAGAUGGAGGCUCUGAACAUGCGACGACAGCGGGAGGCAGAGCAAGAGGCCGAGAGGAGACGAAAGGCCAGGGAGGAGAUGUUGAAGGCUAAGAGACAGCCGGCUCAAGCUCCAGCUGCUGCUCAGCCGAAGCGACCCAAAUUUGACUUUCAAAAGGAGAAGCCACAAGUUUUGGUCGCGGUUGCGAAUGCCAUUCAGACGGCCAACAAUCUUGUCAACUCGUGCAGGCAUCUCAAUCGAGAAUUCGAAAACGUUCGAGAAUCCCCUCGAGUCCAGGAGAAUCUGGACAAGGCCAAGGCUGCUCGUCGUAUCAUCGUUCGAUACAUUCAGCUUGUCACCGAUGAAGAAUUUGUCGGGACCUUGAUCGACGCGAAUGAAAAGAUUGUUGAAGCCAUCCAAUUGUAUGACAAACUCUCCAAACCCGCACUUUUGGACUCUGACUCGGACGAAGAGGCUCCUCCGGCCGACAAGAAGGACAUUGACAAUCUCCAGAAGCGGUUGGAGGCACAGAAACUUGAAGCGGACAGGACUGGAGAACUCCAACGAAUGCAAGAGCGUCAGAAGAGAGAGUCGGCCAAGAGAGAACAGCGCCGAUUGGUCCGUCAAGCUUCCAUGGCUCAGGCGCCUACUCGAGGACACCCCGAUCUCGACGACCUAGACUUUGGCAGUAUCUCAAAGGACAAGGCUUCGGCGAGAUUGCCUCAGCCUCUUCACCCAGACUCGGACUACGACUCGCAGGGCGGAGGAUUGUCUGAUUACUCUGACUACGAUUACAACUCUUCUGACGACGAGUGGCGUGCGUCGCGUUCCAGAAGACCUUCGAUGGCGGCUGGCCCUUCACACGCCAAGAGCUCAGGACAAGCGAAUCACUAUCGAUCGCUUGCGGAUGAUGGCACACACGCCAAGAAGGGAUUAUUGGACUCCAACGAUCCAUUUGGUGAUCCAUUUGCGGAUGACAAUGACACCCCGCUGGGUGAGAAACAAAGGAUGACCUGGACCGAAAUUUGAGGAGAGACGUGAAACAUCUAUUUAUCGAUGCCAUAUACCCUCGGCUGGGUUCAAUCUGUGUCAGAGUACGAACGAUCAAGCUUCCGGGGUUUCCAAUGUUAGGGUAGCUAGCUGGAGAAAAUGCACGAAUUAUAC
Molecule: messenger RNA, 2176 nt
Organism: Kockovaella imperatae
Lineage: Eukaryota; Fungi; Basidiomycota; Tremellomycetes; Tremellales; Cuniculitremaceae
Exons: 9
Coding region: 257-2041 (594 amino acids)
Biological process (GO): endocytosis; actin cortical patch localization; actin filament organization
Cellular component (GO): actin cortical patch
Molecular function (GO): ubiquitin binding; phosphatidylinositol binding
Source: RefSeq, a predicted model, not a curated record